Messenger RNA from Bufo bufo (common toad), 2303 nucleotides. It is a transcript of the gene LRRC36, whose product is annotated as leucine rich repeat containing 36. The record is from RefSeq and is a predicted model, not a curated record. The transcript is spliced from 14 exons. NCBI's taxonomy places the organism in Eukaryota, Metazoa, Chordata, Amphibia, Anura, Bufonidae. Gene Ontology annotation, molecular function: protein binding. Bases 17 to 2110 code for a protein of 697 amino acids.
UGCUAGGGGACUGUUGAUGAGGCUGCACCCAUUGAAUGGGAUGGCGGUGAAGAGGGUUCAUCUGAGGGAGAGUUGGGUGUACGGGAGAGCCGGGCUGCAGGCGGGCGAGGCAGAUACGGUCGAGUCACUUAACCUCCAGGGGACGUACAGAGAAAAAAUCAUCUCCUUGGGCGACGCCUUUAAGAACUUUAAAAGUCUUCGAUCCCUGGAUCUGUCCAGAAAUCUAAUCAUCAGCCUACAGGGCAUUGAAUAUCUGCACGCUCUGCACUCCUUGAACCUUUACUAUAAUGACAUUGAAGCCCUGGAGGAGAUAGUGCGCCUCAGACCACUGUCCCUUCUCAAGACCCUGGAUCUGCGCCUCAAUCCGGUCACUAGACAAGACGCCGAUUACCGCCUCAUUGUCAUCCAUGCCAUAGGCACCCUGAAGACUCUAGACGAACGGCCGGUGAGGGAGACUGAAAGGAAAAACGCAAAGUUUAAUUUCCAGCUAAAAGACUAUAAAACGAAGGAGAUGCCGGAGGUAGAGAUCAGCAGCACAGGGAGCUCUUACACCCAGAAGACAUCAGCCAAAACUCACCUGGAUUUUGACAUGAGCAACGCAGAAUUCGGCAAGGUAAAUGGACGCGAGAAUGACCGUACAGACUACAUGAAGAUCUCCCCAUCUAAAUAUAAGACUAAUGAGCACCAGUCAUACGUGCCGCCGCAGAGCGACUUUGAAGACGGUAUUGAAUACCGCCCCUUACCUUCACCCACGCGUUCAUCCCUGCGUUCUCCUGGUCCCUCGUCACGAGUCAAGGAAGGGCACCGCGUUUCUUUUGCAGAAUUGACCAUUUCAGAGCUGUACCCAAAGAAAGAGGAUUUGGCCCGACGAUCAGAAAUUGACGACAAUCUUGCCUGCGCAGGAAAACACCCAUUAGAUACACCUACAUCAGGGCUCAGCUUCAAAAAUACCUACCUCACGUCCACCCCAGUAAGGAAGGAGGAUGCCGGCAGUGAACGGGCGAGGGUUGACAGCAACGUCUUUAGUGGCAUUGGACAGAGCACAGAAUCCAGAGAUUAUCUGAAGUCUGUGGAGGAGUCAAGCAGAGAUAGACUACUGAGACUGAGCUCAGAUCUUUAUGUGACCACACAUCUGACUGACCCCCCUGCGUCUUCAAAUUCACUCUCUGCCUUAAGAAAAGGUUUUACCGAUGUGUCCAAGACCUACGCGCUGCCGUCUAAACUCACAUUGGCAAAUACCCAUCUGUCCACAGGAAAAAGUAUGAGCCGCCCCGAAUUUAACAGAGACUACAAGAACUCCUGGAACCUGGAUAGACUGUCUGCCACAAAGUUUGACAGCCUGACCGUGCCACAGAAUGGACUGAAAAGAGCCAGCAGCCUGAACUCUCUGCUAUCUCCUACAGUCAGCAGUAGUGACGAUCUGCUGAGCGGAAAUGAGCUGAAAACAAGGGUCAGCUCCGGGAGCAGCGAGGCCCCUAGUGUCAAUUACGUCCUGCACCAGCUGAUGGACUUGGUAGACCGCUACUGGAAUGGUUCAGGAUCCCUUCUGCAGAACCACAGGUUCCUGGUACCUGCUCAAGAUCUGCUCUCACGGCUGAUGUCAGCGAGACAGACGGUGGAUUCUACAGUCAUCCACAGACGAGAUGAAGACGGCGAGACCACAGAUUCCAUAAAGCUAAAGUUGGUAAAAGUCAUGGAGGAAAAUCAUUUCCUACGGACCAAAGUGUAUAAACUGGAGAACCAGGCCGCUCGUAACGAAGGGUCGGCAGCCUCGUCUUUACCCCAAGAGGAUCUGCGGCAGAAGUACGAGCAGCUGAGCCUUCAGGUGGAAUCAUUACAGCAGCAGCUGGAGAAAACCAAUAAACUGCAGGAGACGGUUCACCUGUUACACAACAGCCAGAGGUCAUUAGCCUGCACUAAUGAAUACCUCCUGGAGCAACUUCAGAAAAUCUCUCCCAACACAAUCUCCAGGCCUCCGCGAGGAACUUCCCCUGACAGGACUGGAAUGCAACGAUACCUCUAUUCUGAGCCUGGUGAGCCCAGCACCCAGACAUCUCACAGCACUGGGCACUACAGGACUCCGGAGAGGCUCAGCCUGUGCCCAUUAUAAAGUCACAGCCGUUUUACACAUCCUCCCAUCACGAAAUGCACCCUUCAAUCACAAGGAGCAGCCAUUCCAUAAUUUCAGAUUUCCGAUGUUUUCGGGCCAAAUUAAAGUGCCACAAAAUGAGUUUUGCAUAGUAUUGACUGGUAUUAUAGACCACAUGUCGGGUACCAGCCCCACCGAUUGGUGCGCAGAGCAU